This is a messenger RNA of Papaver somniferum (opium poppy), 1086 nucleotides long. Its product is annotated as transcription initiation factor IIF subunit alpha-like. The record is from RefSeq and is a predicted model, not a curated record. Gene Ontology annotation, cellular component: transcription factor TFIIF complex; nucleus. The transcript is spliced from 8 exons. Gene Ontology annotation, molecular function: RNA polymerase II general transcription initiation factor activity; DNA binding; TFIIF-class transcription factor complex binding. Gene Ontology annotation, biological process: transcription initiation at RNA polymerase II promoter; positive regulation of transcription elongation by RNA polymerase II. The coding region runs from base 1 to 1086 and encodes 361 amino acids. NCBI's taxonomy places the organism in Eukaryota, Viridiplantae, Streptophyta, Magnoliopsida, Ranunculales, Papaveraceae.
AUGUCUUUUGAUUUGAAAUUAAAGCCAUCAUGUGGAGGUUGUGGAUCAACUUCUGAUCUUUACGGAAGCAAUUUGGAUAUUAAUUCCAAGGAUCCAUGCGGUUUUACAUACUUCCAGGAUGAUGGCGACGAUGAUGAUGAGGCUAAUGAAGAGGAGGUUAGAGUUUCUGAAUUUCACUUAAUCUGCAUGCAUUCUAUUCUGUCUUCCGAUGACAUUUUCUUGCCUGAACUUCUUAACGAAGCGGAUGAUGAUAUGAGCAUGUCACCUGUGUUGGCUCCAAAAAAGAAGGAUACACAUACACCUAAAGAAGAACUUGUUGACACUCCUGCAAAAGCAUCACAUUCAGCAUCCACUCCUGGAACCCCAUCUACAAAGCCUAAGAGAAAAGCAUCUGGAGAUGAUGCUAAAGUUGCCAAUAGUGCACCUUUGAAAACAGCGAAGAUGGAAACCGAUUCCAAGUCUUCUGCAAAAGAGGGGUCUGCAUCGGCUUCCAAAGGUAACAACGCCAUACCUUUGAAUCGUUCAGCUUCGUGGUCCGCCAAAGCUCCCGCAGACCCAUCUACUGGCCCUGUUACCGAGGAAGAAAUCAGGGCUGUCUUGCUAGAAAGUGCUCCGCUAACAACACAAGCUCUCGUGGCAGAAUUCAGGGAAAGACUGAAAUCAAAAGAGGACAAAAAUGCUUUUGCUGCAAUUUUGAGGCGAAUUUCAAAGAUACAGAAGUUUGUGGUAUUAAGGGAUAACAACGCCAUACCUUCGAGAGAUUCAGUUUCAGCGUCCACCAAAGCUCCUGCAUACCCAUCUACUGGCCCUAUUACCGAGGAAGAAAUCAGGGCUGUCUUGCUAGAAAGUGCUCCGCUAACAACACAAGCUCUCGUGGCAGAAUUCUGGGAAAGACUGAAAUCAAAAGAGGAGAAAAAUGCUUUUACCGCAAUUUUGAGACGAAUUUUAAAGAUACGAAAGUCCGAUGAGGCCAACUACGUGGUAUUAAGGGAUAAGAUCAAUGGGGGUAUUCGGGUAAGAGACCAAGAACAUGCUGCACAUAGCCAAGGAUCAAGAAAAUCAGCAGUUUAUGGUGCACCAUUCUAA